Molecule: messenger RNA, 1762 nt
Organism: Rhodamnia argentea
Lineage: Eukaryota; Viridiplantae; Streptophyta; Magnoliopsida; Myrtales; Myrtaceae
Product: protein SAR DEFICIENT 1-like
Exons: 7
Coding region: 91-1500 (469 amino acids)
Biological process (GO): regulation of salicylic acid biosynthetic process
Cellular component (GO): nucleus
Molecular function (GO): sequence-specific DNA binding; calmodulin binding; DNA-binding transcription factor activity
Source: RefSeq, a predicted model, not a curated record
UUCCCAACUCUCUCUUGCUCUUACCUCUCUCCCUCCUCUUCCUUCACCGAAACUCUCUCUCUCAUUUCGAUAGCUUUUGGGACUUCAUCAAUGGCUGCAAAGAGGUUCUUUAACGAAUCCGGUUCGGACUCCGACCCGCCGUCUGAAAAACGGAUGCGAACUCGACCUUCUUUCGCUUCUGUAAUAGGAGAAGUGGUGAUGGUGAACUCCUUGAAGAACUUCUGCUCCGGCUUGGAGCCGAUGCUUCGUAGAGUGGUGAAUGAAGAGGUGGAGCGCAGCCUUGUACGGUGCACCCGCCCGCUUCAGCGAGUGCCCACGCUCCGAAUCCAAGCACUCGAACCGUCGAGCCUUGAGUUGAGGUUUGGCAAAAGUCUCACGUUGCCCAUCUUCACCGGAAGCAAAAUCGUAGAUGCGGAUGGUUCUCAGCUCCAGAUCAUUGUCGUCGAUACGAGAGGAGAACCAGCCAUCCCCCCCACUCUCCCUAGCCCGAUCAAGGUGGAGAUCGUGGUCCUCGACGGCGAUUUUCCUCCAGGAGAUCGCACUAAUUGGACGAGCGGGGAAUUUGAUCGGAACAUCGUUAGGGAGAGGCAAGGGAAGAGGCCUUUGCUCGCUGGAGAGCUGAGCGUCACCAUGAGGAACAACAGCGUCGCCACCAUCGGGGAAAUCGAGCUGACUGAUAAUUCGAGCUGGAUUAGGAGCAGGAAGUUCAAGCUUGGUGCUAGGGUUUCUCCGGGGAGCUACCAAGGCAAUAGGAUACGCGAGGCCAUGACUGAGGCAUUUAUCGUCAAAGAUCACCGAGGAGAAUUGUACAAGAAGCAUUAUCCACCGCAAUUAGGGGACGAGGUGUGGCGUCUAGAGAAAAUUGGGAAAGAGGGAGCGUUCCACAAAAAGCUUGGUGAAGAAGGGAUCGACACCGUCCAAGAGUUCUUGAAGCUGUCUGUUGUGGACCCUUAUAAGCUUAGAAGGAUUUUGGGACCUGGGAUGUCUGAGAAAAUCUGGGAUGCAACCAUAAAACAUGCAAGGACCUGUGAGAAGGGCAGCAAGCACUACAUCUUCCAAGGGCCCAACUUCAGCAUCACCUUGAACCCAAUCUGCCAAGUUGAAAGGGCUGUGGUCAAUGGGCAAAUCUACACCCACAAGGACCUCACAAACACCAUCAUCAGGCCCUAUAUUGAGAGUUUGGUCAGACAAGCUUACUUAAAUUGGAGCACACUGGAAGAGAUUGAGGUUCCUUACUACCCUGAAGCGGCUCAGCUAACACUAGGUGAGAUGGAGGAUCAGUACCCCACCACACAUUAUCACUUGGCAAAUAAAGCUUUUGAGGAGUACCUGCCAAGCAAUCAUGCACAGGUUGGGGCUGGAGCCGAUUGGCAGAUUACCUCAGCAUUUGUUUCCACCCCAUUUGAGCAUGCUAUCAGGUACAGCAGCAUCCCAGAGACAUCAUCCUCAUCUGAUGGCAACAGUUUUGCACCUCCAAGGUCUUUCAUGGAUGGGAGCUGAAUUAGGGUUCGAUUGACGCGCUGAAGUUCGGUGUAUAUAUAGCCAGCCGUGUAAUGUCGGAAUCGCCAUGUGAGGCAAGCAGCAGUUGCAGCUGGAGCCAUGGCAUACAGGAAUGAGUUUCCCCUUUUUGUUUUUGUCAAUUUUAGGCAUAGAAUACUGCUUUAGCUUGAAGUCUGAGAACUGAAUUUGCUUCAGGUUUGAAUAACUCAUUGUCAAAUAGAGGGAUUGUUAAUUCCAAGCAGCUGGUUUACAUUCUCUUUUA